Messenger RNA from Parasteatoda tepidariorum (common house spider), 876 nucleotides. RefSeq names its product astacin-like metalloprotease toxin 5. The record is from RefSeq and is a predicted model, not a curated record. Gene Ontology annotation, molecular function: metalloendopeptidase activity; zinc ion binding. Lineage: Eukaryota; Metazoa; Arthropoda; Arachnida; Araneae; Theridiidae. Gene Ontology annotation, biological process: proteolysis.
AUUAGAAAACAUUUAAAAUAAGCAAGUAAAGUAUUACAAGUUUAUCACCUUAUUUCCACUUUUCGACAAAUAACUAUGAAGUCUGGUCUGUAUCUUUUUGGCUUUUUGGCCGUUGCUUUUUCUGAUGUUAUUCAUCUAAGUCCCGAGGAAGCAGAAGAGGCAAGAUUAGCUUUGCAAAAUCCUGAUUUGUACGAAGGUGACAUAGUUGGUAUUGAUGGGCCCUUUGAUCCUGAACGAAGUGCUAUUGUUGGAUCCAAUUUUAGAUGGCCAAAUGCAACUGUACCAUAUGCCGUUGAUUCAUCUCUAGGUAACAGACUUGAACUUAUUCAGGCAGGAAUGGAUGAAUAUCACAAACAUACUUGUGUGAAGUUUGUUCGCAGGACAAACGAGCCAGACUAUGUCAGACUGUUUCACGGAAUUGGGUGUUAUUCUCAAGUGGGUAGAGUAGGUGGUCCACAGGAUUUGUCUCUUGGUCGAGGAUGCCACCAGGUUGGUACUGUUGUUCACGAGUUGGGACAUGCCCUUGGAUUCUACCACGAGCAAAGCAGAUCAGACAGAGAUUCAUAUUUGAUUCUCUAUCUCGAAAAUGCAUACGUGAGUGCGCAAUAUAACUUUUUCAAGCUAAGUCCAUACCAAAACAUUUUGUACAAUGACUUCGACUAUGAUUCCAUUAUGAUCUACGGCAACACAGCUUUCUCUAAGAAUGGACAAAACACCAUGGAGGCCAGAAACGGGCAGGCGUUGAUAGACCCUUACACCAAGACAGAAAUGUCCAAAAGUGAUAUAGAAAGAGUAAAUGCAAUGUACAAAUGUUAAAAAUGUUUCAAACUGUAAAGGAAAUAAAACUGUUAAGUAAUAAAAUAAGAAAAAAAAACA